Molecule: messenger RNA, 1104 nt
Organism: Mollisia scopiformis
Lineage: Eukaryota; Fungi; Ascomycota; Leotiomycetes; Helotiales; Mollisiaceae
Product: glutathione synthetase ATP-binding domain-like protein
Exons: 3
Coding region: 1-1104 (367 amino acids)
Biological process (GO): peptidoglycan biosynthetic process
Molecular function (GO): metal ion binding; D-alanine-D-alanine ligase activity; ATP binding
Source: RefSeq, a predicted model, not a curated record
AUGUCUUCGAAUAUUCGAAUCUCCGUACUUCAUCAGGCUAUUGAACCUCCCAUCAUCAACGGUGUCCUCAAGCCUAUGAAACCUGGAGGUUAUCAGGAUUCAGGAGCAGACAUAGCUUACGCUCUCCAAACACUCCCCAAUAUCAAGAUCCUGACCCCUGGCCCAUCACCAGAUCCUAGCUCUUCAUCAGGAUGGACAUUUCCAGACACUCCAUCCGGAAUCCUGUCAGCUUUGCAAUCAGGAGCAACCCACAUCUGGGCAAACACGAUCCUGUUCUCCUCUCAUCCCCUCCAAACCAUGUCAGAAUUCGACGAGUAUCAAGACCAUGUCCGAGUCAUAGGCCAGCCACCGAACCUAGUCCAGCUUUACGAUGAUAAAGAAUACGUUAACAAUCUGCUUCGUUCCAAAGGUUUCACUCUGCCGCAAUCAUGGACACUGACCUCUUCUCCAUCUCUGAAUCUCAACAAAAAGCUUCAAGAACUAGAUUUGCCAUAUCCAAUCGUAGGAAAACCGAUCCGUGGGCGCGGAAGCUCGGGUGUUAAGCUUUGCUAUACCCUUUCUGAACUGACAACUCACAUCACCUCCUUAUUCAAAGAUUCCUCAACCAUAAUGCUAGAGCAGUAUCUCUCAGGCGAGGAAUGUACCGUUACGGUUAUGCCGCCUUCGUCUUUACAUGAGGAUUACUGGGCAUUACCGAUUGUCACAAGAUUCAACCACGACAAGGGGAUUGCGCCGUAUAAUGGCGUUGUAGCUGUGACUGCGAAUUCAAGGGUUGUGAGUCAAGAAGAGAUGGGGAAAGAUGAGAGGUAUGGGGAGGUAGUAAAGGAAUGUGUGGAUGUAGCGAGGCUGUUGAGAGUCACGGCACCGAUUAGGGUUGAUGUUAGGAGGUUUGGGAAGGGGAAAGGAGAAAAAUUUGCUUUGUUUGAUGCUAAUAUGAAACCGAAUAUGACAGGACCAGGACGACCUGGAAGAGAAAACCAGGCGAGUUUGACUGGUAUGGCUGCUGAGGCUAUUGGAUGGGACUAUUCGAGAUUAUUGCGAGAGAUGCUGAGUAGUGCUUGUACGUUACGCCAGUUGCGAGAUAUAAGACCUUUGAGUAAAUGA